GUAGCGUGCGGCUGGAGGUGGGGCUGUCGCCCGCGUGCGUCCGGGGUCGGGAUGGACGCGGGAAUGGAGGUGGUGGCGCAGAUGGAAAGCCUGGCGUUUGAGCCCUGUCCCGACCGUCCGCUGCCGGACCCGGAGCGGGCGCCGGACCCCGAGCGGGCGCCGGACCCCGAGCGGGCGCCGGACCCCGAGCGGGCGCCGGACCCCGAGCGGGCGCCGGACUCCGCGGAGCCCCAUCAAGGCAGUGGGGAGGGCAGGGCUUCGCCGCCCGCGGCCGAGGGAGCGCGGGGUUGGCCGGCACCCGCCAGCCCCAGCGGGCCUCCCGCCGUCUCCUCGGAGUCGGACAGUGAUACAGAUUCAGAUAGUUCAUCAACUACAUCCUCCUCUUCGUGUUCUCCUUCAACAGUGUCUGAUGAAGAUGACCAUCCAAAUGAGAAGGACAACAAAUCUUACUCUGUUAAAACAAAAGAUGAGUUGCCUAUUGACGAACUGCCUCCUGUUGAAGACUUAGCAAUAAUUCUGCCUGAUGAUGUUGAACUGAAGCUCUUUGGGACGGUUUCCAGCAUCAUUGAGCAGCUAGUAAUAAUCGAAUCACUGAGAGGCCUGCCUCCAGUAAACGAGGAGAGCAUAAUUUUUAAAGAAGAUCGGCAAGCAGCUGGAAAGAUAUUUGAGAUAUUUGGUCCUGUUUUACAUCCCUUCUAUGUGUUAAGAUUUAACAACUCUGAGCAUAUCAAAGCAAAAGGUAUUAAUGUGCAUGAUAGCAUGUAUUUUGCUCCGUCAGUAGAGGACUUCACCCAGUAUAUAUUUGCAGAGAAACUAAAACAGGAAAAAGGUUCAGAUGCAUCUUGGAAGAAUGACCAAGAACCACCACCUGAAGCCUUGGAUUUCAGCGAUGAUGAAAAAGAGAGAGAGGCAAAACAGAAGAAAAGGAAGCCUCAAAGUCAAGGAAGGAAGAAACUCAAAUCAGAAACAAAUGCAUCAAGUGAGAAUAAAGGACUUCAUCAGCCAAUACAACAGCCUGCUUCAACUUACUCAAGGGGAUACCGUGGCAGAGGAUUCUCUAGAGAUCCAUUUCCUCCUCAAUCGGGCUCUCCAGGUUUUUUGAGACCACAAGUAAGACCACCACAGCUAUAUUCCUCAGAAAACAGAAUACAUCAGGAAUCUCCAGGGUUUCCACAAUCUCAUAGAAAAGAAAAUCCAAUGAUGCAACAGUAUCCCUUUCCUCCUCCAGUUUUUGGUUCUGUUCAUGAGAUGCAUCAAUUCCACCUUCCACCUUCAAAUCUGAAUAUGAUUUGGACAGGCCCGAACAUGUACAACUCAUCAUACCCUUUUUUGCCACCGCCACCACCUCUUCCACCUCCUCCAGAUAGCCAUCCUUCUCACUUCCGGCCUUACUGAGUUGCCAUAAAUGUGUGUACAGAGGACUGCCAUUUAAAAUGAGGAAGAACAGGCUGCCAGGACUGAAUUGCCUUAUUUUGAAGAUGCUUCAUAUUUCUGCAACAACAGAACAAAUGCAGAAUUUGGUGGUUUGUGGGAUAUCCAUAGAAAACUUAUUUCUAUAUAUGUUACCUGUUUCAAAAAAAGAAAACUGUAUGAUAAAAAUAACUGAAUAUUAAGUAAUGGUUUAUUUUUAUAAUCUCUACUAGUUUGGGAUGAUAAAUAAACUUUUUGGAAACUGAUACGUUGUCGUAGAAAUCUAUUUUGUAAUAAACUUAAGAAUUUAAGUAGCUACUAAUAGAAGCAAGGACAUGUCGCAUAGAUGGUAUUUUAAUAUUUUUAGGGUAGUUGU
This is a messenger RNA of Cuculus canorus (common cuckoo), 1786 nucleotides long. RefSeq names its product nuclear assembly factor 1 ribonucleoprotein (gene NAF1). Lineage: Eukaryota; Metazoa; Chordata; Aves; Cuculiformes; Cuculidae. The coding region runs from base 52 to 1395 and encodes 447 amino acids. Gene Ontology annotation, cellular component: sno(s)RNA-containing ribonucleoprotein complex. The transcript is spliced from 8 exons. The record is from RefSeq and is a predicted model, not a curated record. Gene Ontology annotation, molecular function: RNA binding. Gene Ontology annotation, biological process: ribosome biogenesis; box H/ACA snoRNP assembly; pseudouridine synthesis.